Molecule: messenger RNA, 1569 nt
Organism: Lachancea meyersii CBS 8951
Lineage: Eukaryota; Fungi; Ascomycota; Saccharomycetes; Saccharomycetales; Saccharomycetaceae
Source: the annotation of a GenBank genome assembly
AUGGCAGGGUUGGGCGCCGUUGUGCGUAAUUACAGGUUUGUGAUUGGAUCGCUCACCGCAAUCAUGUUGAUAUUACUUCUGAGAUCUUCUUCUGGCUCUUCAGGAGCUCUUCAAAUAUCGUCAAAUAAUGAAGAUGAAACGCUGAGCACUCUUCCCAUUGACUCUAACCCUGGCUAUAUCGACGAUCUCAGCUCGAGCGAGAAAAAUCCCGCUGUUGCAGACGCUGUCAAGGAAGGUCUAAAGCAGUCGUCUGGAAACACAUACUCGACGUCGGCCAAGUGCGACAAAGACCACCAAUAUGUUAUAAUGAUAGACGCCGGUUCGCAGGGCUCGCGUGUUCACGUCUAUGAAUUCGAUGUAUGCACAAAGCCUCCUACCCUGGUUCACGAAACGUUCCACGCCAUCAAACCCGGGCUUUCAUGGUACGACAAUGAUGACGUGGGCGCUGCUAAAUCUUUGGAUGAGCUGCUGGACAAAGCUCUGGAAGUUAUUCCCAAAGACAAACACAGCUGCUCGCCUGUGGCCGUCAAAGCCACUGCUGGCUUAAGAAAAUUGGGCAAGGCGAAAUCUGACAAGAUUUUGGAAGCCGUGAAAAACCAUUUGGAAAACGACUACCCAUUCCCGUUGGUGAAAAAAGAUGGUGUUGUCGUGAUGAGCGGAGAGGAAGAAGGUGUAUACGCCUGGAUCACGGCUAAUUUCCUGCUAGGAAAUAUUGGUGCAGGCAAUAAGCUACCGACGGCUGCAACAUUCGACCUCGGAGGUGGCUCUACCCAGAUUGUGUUCGAACCUAGCUUCCCUCCCAAUGAGAAGAUGACCGAGGGCGAGCACAAGUAUACACUGGACUUUGCAGACCACACUUACACUCUAUACCAGUAUUCUCAUCUUGGCUAUGGUUUGAUGGAGGCCAGAAAUAAGGUUAAUGCCUUGCUGGUGGAAACUGCGUUGAAAGAAGGACGUAUUGCUGGACAUGAAAAAGCCAUCACACUCACGUCGCCAUGUCUAGCUCCGGGCAGCGUUGCUUCUGACGUCAAAGUGCAAACGACAGAUGACGAAAUAUACUCGAUUACUUUCGAGGGCCCCGUGACAGCUGCAGGCGCUCAAUGCCGUUCUCUGACCGACGCCGUGUUGAAAAAGGACGCUGUCUGUGCUUCUCCACCCUGUUCUUUCAAUGGUGUCCACCAGCCAUCGUUGGUGAGAACUUUCAAAGAAACAAAUGACCUGUAUAUUUUCUCUUACUUUUUCGAGAAGACCCAUCCUCUGGGCUUGCCACGCUCCUUCACACUUCAAGAGCUUGCUGAUUUGGCCCGUAUGGUCUGUAGUGGCGAGGAAGUAUGGGGAAGUGUAUUCAGUGGAAUCGAAGGUUCGCUCCCUCAACUCAAGAAGGAACCACAGUGGUGUCUCGACCUGACAUUCCAGGUCUCUCUGCUACACACAGGCUAUGAUAUUCCUCUCUACCGUGAGCUCAAGACCGCGGAGAAGCUUGCCGACAGUGAGCUGGUGUGGUGUCUGGGUGCUUCGCUACCUCUACUAGAUGGCAAGGACUGGACUUGCAAGAUAUCGAAAGAGUAG